GUAAUCCUGGCCUGGGCGAUUACCUUUACCGCGGUCUGCACCUUGAUACUCUGCUUGGGUUUUGGACCCAUUGGCAUCGGAGCUGGAACGCUUGCUGCGGCUUUCCAAUCAUGGAUGUAUGGAGCUUUUACUCCCGCCGGCGGAAUAUUUGCGACGUUGACGAGCAUGGCGAUGCUGGGCACUUUGAUGCCUGCUGCGUCUCUCCUUGCUGCGGUGGUUGCGACGGGAGCGGCUAUAGUGGUUUGGGUCUUGGGCGUAGGGCGAUGA
Messenger RNA from Trichoderma reesei QM6a, 267 nucleotides. RefSeq lists its product as uncharacterized. The record is from RefSeq and is a predicted model, not a curated record. The annotation marks the transcript as partial. NCBI's taxonomy places the organism in Eukaryota, Fungi, Ascomycota, Sordariomycetes, Hypocreales, Hypocreaceae. The transcript has 2 exons.